AUUUUUAAUAAGGCGUCCAAAACAGCAGACGAACGAUCCAACAAUAGAUAGCCGAAAUAUUGUGAAUUACUAUCAUAUUGCAACGUUUUUUUACUCUAAAAGAAUACGCAUUUUUUCCUUUUCACAUUAAAUCGUUUUCGGAAUUUCUUGGUAAGUUUAAAUUUCAGUAUUAGUCAGUUUUUAUGGUAUGCAAUAACGACGAUUGAUUCUCUCACAUAAAGAAUUCUUGUAAGACGUAUAAAAGCAGGCAAUUCUAAAUUAUCUAAAUAGACCUGUUUUGAGCUUUUGAAUGAUAUUGUUUACAAAGGUUUAACAAAAGUUUACUCCUAUAUUGAAAUAUUUUUUGGAAUGGUAUAAUUAUUUUGGAACCAAUUUUUUUCAGGCCUCCGUAACAUGGGAGAACAGCCGAUUUUUAAAGUGAGAGCUUUUGUAUUCCAAAUAGACCCAGAGUCUAAAAAAAGUUGGGUUAAAGUUAGCUCUGGCGAAGUUGACGUAAACUUUUAUAAGGAUGUUGCUAAUAAGGCCUAUAGAAUAAUUAGUGUAGAAGGAACAAAAGCACUUAUUAAUAGUACACUAACACCAAAUAUGGUGUUUAAUCGCACCUCUCCAAAAUUUGGGCAGUGGUCCGAUAGUCGAGCCAGCACUAUUUACGGAUUAGGAUUUCCACAAGAUAUUCUAUUGGAAAAAUUUCAGGAGCAUUUCAAGGAAAUAGUUGACUUACUUAAGAAUGAAGAAAAUAUCUUUUCGACCUCAAAUGAUAUUCAAAACAAUUCUAAGCCUUUACCGGAAGACAAGCGAAACUCCCUUCAGAAUAUGGACUCACUCAAAUAUGAAAAUGAUCGCUUGAAAUUAGCUCUUGCGACCAGUUCAAACAAUGCUAAAAAGUGGGAGGUUGAACUUCAAACUUUGAAAAAUAAUAACGUUAGACUAACAACUGCCCUUCAAGAAUCUACAGCGAAUGUAGAAGAAUGGAAAAAACAAUUAGAAGCUUAUAAGGAUGAAAAUGCUAAAAUGAAACGAGCCCAACAACAGAACGGCGGCGGUGUCCAAGUUAUGGAAUUAAAACGAGAAUUAACUGAUAAUGUUGAUAAAAUCGUUGAUUUGGAAAGAUCGAAUAAACGAAAACAGCAGGAGAUAGACGAACUUGUAAUUAAGUUGCAAGGUGCCCAAAAGAGCGUCUCCGAAAGUAAUAAACUUGCCGAAGCCUUACGCAAUACUGAACAUCAAUUAGAUAUUGCUAAACAGCAAAUUAUUGAUUUAAAGCGACAAAUAAAUGAGUCGAGAAACAGUCAGAGUCAACAGAAAACCAAAGUUACGACAAUUCAAGAACAAAUUCGUGCUAAAAUUCACGAACUUUCACAAUUGAAUGAUAAAAUGCUCUUGGAGUGA
Messenger RNA from Dimorphilus gyrociliatus, 1389 nucleotides. NCBI's taxonomy places the organism in Eukaryota, Metazoa, Annelida, Polychaeta, Dinophilidae. The record is from the annotation of a GenBank genome assembly.